This is a messenger RNA of Armigeres subalbatus, 1634 nucleotides long. It is a transcript of the gene Dic1, whose product is annotated as mitochondrial dicarboxylate carrier. The transcript has 5 exons. Gene Ontology annotation, molecular function: sulfate transmembrane transporter activity; antiporter activity; succinate transmembrane transporter activity. Lineage: Eukaryota; Metazoa; Arthropoda; Insecta; Diptera; Culicidae. Gene Ontology annotation, biological process: oxaloacetate transport; phosphate ion transmembrane transport; malate transmembrane transport. The record is from RefSeq and is a predicted model, not a curated record. The coding region runs from base 197 to 1063 and encodes 288 amino acids.
UCUUCUAAUCGGUAAGCUGACCAAUAACGUUUAGUCCGAAUCGGUUGAUCACUGGUGAAGGAACAAGUAGUGAGUGAGUGAUUAGUCGCACGCGUGCUUAGAAGACGCAUUCUGGUUUCGUCGGCGUUUCGAGGAAGGUACGCGUUGAUACCGGAGCACAAGGUCAACCACCACCGAUCACGACAUCAGCAGCGACAUGGCCGAUGACAAGCAAAAACGAGUAUCGUACUGGUACUUUGGUGGUUUGGCCAGUGCCGGGGCGGCCUGCUGUACCCACCCGCUGGACUUGCUGAAGGUGCAACUGCAGACCCAACAGGAGGGUAAAAUAUCGCUGCUUCAGCUGACGGGCAAGGUCAUCCGGACGCAGGGCGUCCUGGCGUUGUACAACGGACUGUCCGCUUCGCUGCUGAGGCAGCUGACCUACUCGACCACGCGGUUCGGCAUUUACGAGGUGGGCAAACAGGCCAUGGGCAGCGAUACGGGUUUUCUGGGUAAGGCUCUGUUAGCCGGUGCGGCUGGUGCUGCUGGAGGAUUCGUUGGAACCCCGGCCGAUAUGGUCAACGUUCGCAUGCAAAACGAUAUCAAACUGCCAGCGGAGCAGAGAAGAAAUUACAAAAACGCAGUCGACGGGCUCUUCCGUGUAUAUCGGGAAGAGGGAUUCACCCGCCUGUUUUCUGGUGCCUCAACCGCUACCUCGCGUGCCGUGUUCAUGACAAUUGGACAAUUGUGCUUCUAUGAUCUGGUGAAGGAUCUCCUGCUCCAGUCGGGCUACUUCGGGGACAACCUGACGACGCACUUCCUGUCAUCGCUGACGGCCGGUGCCAUUGCCACCACGAUGACACAGCCGCUGGACGUGCUGAAGACCCGGGCGAUGAAUGCCAAGCCGGGCGAGUUUGCCAGCCAGUGGGAACUGAUCCGCUACACUGCCCGCCUUGGGCCGCUGGGCUUCUUCAAGGGAUUCGUGCCGGCCUUCGUCCGACUGGGACCGCACACCAUUCUGACGUUCGUGUUCCUCGAGCAGCUGCGCAUGAACUUUGGCUAUCUGAAGCCGGAGAAGAAGUGAAGGGCUGCGGAGGGUUGCUGUUGAUAUUCUUAGCUGUGUAGGAUCAAAUACUGGAGAAACCGUUGUCGCAAUAGUUGCUCGAUCCGGAAAUUAUUGUUUAAUGGGGUAUUUUGUAACGGGUCCAGGUUUUAGAGAAGGUCUAAAGUUUGGGUAAUUUUGUUUCACACAAAGUUUGGACAGUAGAAGACUCUUGUCCUCUAUGCAUUUCUUUGUUGGCUUUUAUCUCACUGUUUUAGCUUGUUAUUCUAUUUAUAAUUAUUUUUGUGUUAUUUCUAAUCAACAAAGCUUUCACAUUCAACAAACAAACAUUCCAAGUGACAUUUAUUUGUUUAGUAAUGCCUUUAUUUUAUAAAUCUGUUGAAAACAGAAACACUACCAGAUGUAACAGCCGCCUAUAAUAGUCUUUCAACGCUUCGAGAGAAUAUUUUAUUAUGCUUGUCUUGUUAAAAUAUAUUUACCCAAUUGUGAGAUGAUCCCAUUUUUCGAACACUACCUAUCAGGAAACCGUAUCGAGUUGGUGAAAUUAGGCAAUAAAUAUCGAUAAAAUAUAUAACUUAUGAUGGAACAUGUA